Molecule: messenger RNA, 4275 nt
Organism: Numida meleagris (helmeted guineafowl)
Lineage: Eukaryota; Metazoa; Chordata; Aves; Galliformes; Numididae
Gene: MBIP
Product: MAP3K12 binding inhibitory protein 1
Exons: 9
Coding region: 2890-3819 (309 amino acids)
Cellular component (GO): cytosol
Source: RefSeq, a predicted model, not a curated record
GCGGGGCGGGCGGAGGGGGAGCCCGGGGCUGGGCUGGCCGUGGGCCCGCUCCCGCCCUGCUCUCCCCUUUGGUCGGGAGUCUCUGUUUCUCCCCGUCCGCGGGACUCUUCGGGGGUGGGCUUAAAGUACGGGGAGAAAAGGAGCCCGCAGUAAGUCAGGGAGGCUGCCACGCCUGCAGGUGAUCACGGGAAUGGUGGGGUCGCGUCCGUGGUGCUUAGGAGUGGCGUUGCUCUGGGGUGCUUGAGGCUGAAACACCUGCUUGGGGUUUUAGUGGUGAUGAAUUAUUUAGCAGGUAGUGCGGCAGUGGUGAGAGGCCCUUAUCAAGGGAAGCUUCCAGUAACAACUUAAUCAUUGCCAUAAAUAAUUUACGAGUUAACUCAUCUUCCUCUCUGGAAGCAUAGGUGUCGUUCUGUGGAGGCAAUAGACGCGCAGUCAUGCUUCUGCAGUUAGACAGCAGUUUGAAGGGCUGGGGCCAGGUGAUGAGCUAAUGUCUUGGGGAGGCAAUACAAUUGAUAUUAGAGUUGCUGCAUCCCCUCAGGUGGAUUGCAGCAGUUAUGGAGCAGAAUAAAGGUGUCUUCACUGGCAUUUGGAAUGUCUUUCCAUGACAACUUAAAGCCGUUUCACUGUGCGCUGCACUGAACCAUGAGUAGGUAGGGGUUUGGUUGCCCCAUCUUAGCUGAAGAGACUCUUCUAAUUGCUCAGACAAGGUCAUUUCCAGUUGUCCAGUUACACUCUUACCUGCCAGCGGUUGAGUUCAGGUAGUCUGGAAUUGUGGUGUUUUAGUAGCGUAUCCACUUUGGAUAUCCAUCUUGUACUUUUGACUGAAGCUACUGAUGCCCUUCUCCCUUUUAUUGAGAUGGCUGAAUGUUUGCUAGGUCUUUAUCUAUCACAAUUUGUGAUCUGCCAUAGCAAUUUAAGCUACGUUAAUGCUAGCAAGUUGCGCUGGAAACAGGAAUAUAUAUAUGUAUGCACGUUACUAGAACAGUGACUUAACAGCACAGCAAUUUAGGAGGACAUCUGGAGAUAACAGCUGUUGAAACCAAUAUGGCAGAUCCUGGAAAGUUCUUUAAAUCUCAAGGGAUAAUUCAUGUUGUUCAUAAAAAUAAUUUCAAAGAGCUGAAAUAACUUAUGUUUCUGCAAGUUGCUGUUGAAUGGACGCAAGACCUGUAAAUCCGUGAAGGUUUUGAUGUUAUCAAAUUAUAGAAUUUAUAACCCUUCAUUUUACAAUUCUUACAGGAUCUAAAAUAGUAAGAAAAAUGUGUGCUGAGUUUGAAACUGGUUUGGUUGCAGGAGGAGUUUGUCCUUUACUUAACAGUGUGUGUCAGUUUAUCCCUCACCUCUAGAUUCUAGGUCAGAAGGUAUUGUUUUUGCACAUUGCACCAUACCACUCUAUGAUACAAAUGUGCACGUCAACUGAUUCUUUUCAGAGAAGGGGGCUUAGCAGGCCAUUACAUUAGGACACGUAUUUGUCUCUUGCAAUAGUGGACCUCUAUAUCUGUUUACCCUAUCAGUGCUCUGUAGUGUAGCUUGUAUUACUCUCAAAACUUUGGGAAGAAAUACUUGCUUCAGAUAGUGCCCUUCAGAUGAUCACACAGGCACAGAAGUUUAACUUGUAAAGUUUUAUUCUACUAAAUUCUUAAUGCAUUCUUAUUUUUCUGAGGUGUUCAUAACAAUUACUUACUACAACACUAUUUUCCUUGCCUCUUACGUAGGUGAAGUACUAACCAGGAAUAAUAAUGUUUGUGAAAAUUACCUAAAAUACAUUAUAUAUCUAACUAAGUAAAAACUGUGAUUAAGUUGUUAUUUUGUAGUGCAUUGGAAAACAAUGCAAAUCUGUUCACUGUUCCCUUAGAUGUUUGUUUAUUUUUUUCUCUGAAGGUCAGUAGAUCUUCCAUCUCUUUUACUAUGUAAUUGAUUUGGAAUCUAACACUGGAUUUAACAAGGCUGUUCUUUGACUAAAGAAUGAGUGUUCAGGCUUGUCUUUCUUUACAUAUGAUGUUGUUACAGUAUUACUUGGUUCUAAAACUGAUGGAGAGCAACCUCAUGUUCUGCUGGUUUGCCUUCAGUGUAAUGGAAGCAUUCUUGAUUUUAUUUCUGUUUCGCAAUAUGCUGUGCUAUGAAACAAGUACAUAUGCAUUCUGUGUCCAUAAUAUUUGAUGCCGCUGGAAGUCAGCAAUUUUUAGACUAUGUGUUCAAGGUCAGUCUUAUCAAUGAUGUGAUUAUUUAAUUUUUUUUUAAUAUGGGAAGAAUGAGAUGUAGAUGUACAAAUUUGUGGGUUUCUGCAUCUGAAACAGAGCAUAUGUAGGUCCUGUUGAUUUUAAACAAUUGUUUUAUCUGCAUUUAUACUUGGGGAGGUUGCUUAGGGGAUGUUUAGUUGGAGAACAACCUAGCUGGCUUGUGAAAAUGAAAGUGCUUGUCCAUUCAAGAUCUUGUAAGAAAAGCUUUAAUGUAACAAAUAUGACAAACAGGUGUGUGAAAGUAUGUGAUUAAUUAGUGAUUAUUAACAAUGAGUUUUGUAUUAAAAAGUUAAACUGAAUUUUUAGUUUACAGAAGGUGCAUCAUUCCUUUAAAUAUAACUUCAGGUUCCCUAAGUGUGAAACAUCUUUGUUGUUUUGCAAGUUAAGUGCUGCCAUUUCUCAGCAAAGACAAGGGGAUAUGGCAAUUGCUAUUUGUUUUGAAUGCUCAUGAGGAGAAACAGGGAUUUCGAAGAGGGUUUGACAGUGAGGCUGUGUGGUCCAGAUUUUGUGUAACCGGAAGAUUUUGUAAAGACUUUAACAGUAUUGUUUUUUAUAUAAAGCCUGUUUUGGAUUAACAGGUACAAAUGAUGCAGUAUCAAGACUCUGGUCAUACUGGCUGAUACAGCCUUGCAUAUUUAAUUCGCACACCUGUAUGUACAGGAGACUACCAUUCUGGCUUAACCUUGGAGAUGAUGUUGUGAAAGUUGUAAUCGAUUGGAGCAAGCUUCAGAGCACAUCAGCACUUCAGCCAACAUUACUCUUUAGUGCACUUCAGCAGCAUAUUUUAUGUUUGCAGCCUCUUUUAGAAAAACUCCAGCCAUUGAUUAAAGAGGAAAGUGUAGGUCACAUUGAACCUGCAGGUAAAACAGAAGACCAAAGUUGUGAAACAAGUUUAAAUGUUUAUGAUAGUAACUCUCAGACUGAAGAAAAGUAUGCGAAUUAUGACUUGGUAGAUCUGAAGGAUGCGCAUACUAAUUUUGAUCCAGAGGUGGUCCAAAUAAAAGCUGGAAAAGCAGAAAUUGACAGGCGGAUAUCAGCCUUCAUCAAGAGGAAACAAGCUGAGAUCAAUGAAAAUAAUGUCAGGGAAUUUUGCAAUGUUAUUGAUUGUAAUCAAGAAAAUAGCUGUGCCAGAACAGACGCUAUUUUCACACCCUAUCCUGGAUUUAAAAGCCAUAUAAGGGUUUCUAGGGUAGUAAAUACAUAUGGGCCUCAGACUAGGUCUGAAGGAACUCAUGGGUCCAGUCAUAAGGCCAGUGCACCUAUUCAUGACUGUGGAAACCAAGCUGUUGAGGAGAGAUUGCAAAACAUUGAGGCGCACUUACGGUUACAAACAGGUGGUCCUGUACCAAGAGACAUUUAUCAGAGAAUUAAGAAGCUUGAAGAUAAAAUUCUUGAGCUGGAAGGACUGUCUCCUGAAUACUUUCAAUCUGUAAGCUGUUCCGGCAAGAGGAGAAAGGUUCAACCCCCUCAUCAGAACUAUUCAUUGGCUGAACUUGACGAAAAGAUCAAUGCUAUAAAACAAGCAUUACUGAGGAAAACAAAGGAAAGCAAGUCCAAGGAGGCUGAGCAACUUCUUCGAUAAUUAAGAAGUCUUCAGAAUCUCAUUGUGUUUCAUACUUAGCCAAGCCGUAGACCAAGUGGUGUCAAGGAUGACUUCAGCAGUGAAAACAAAGCAUGCGUGUAUAAGCUCUUUUUGGAUGUUUUUGAAAGCUUCCUUUCAGAAGAACUCAUUUAAAAACAAUCUUAUGAAUGAAACAAUUACAUUAAAAUGAAGAAUGUUUUAGAAAUAGCAUUCUAAUAAUCCACUCCCUUCUGUUAUAAAGGAGGACUGUAGUAUUGUUCUUAGGUGGAAGGUCUUAUUCGUCAUAUGAAAGCCACAUCUCAUAUGUACUCCUUGAUAAUCAAGUAUUCAGAAGGGGCUAUCUUUUGAAUAUUUUUCACGGAAGUAGUUUGCACAGGCUUGUGAAAUGAAAUGAAAUAUGUCCUCAUAAGUAAACUGUCACUAGAAAAUAAAAAGGGUAUUACAAAACUUGCAGCA